Polypterus senegalus (gray bichir) is the source of this 2880-nucleotide messenger RNA. It is a transcript of the gene syvn1, whose product is annotated as synovial apoptosis inhibitor 1, synoviolin. The record is from RefSeq and is a predicted model, not a curated record. Lineage: Eukaryota; Metazoa; Chordata; Cladistia; Polypteriformes; Polypteridae. The transcript has 16 exons. The coding region runs from base 600 to 2468 and encodes 622 amino acids. Gene Ontology annotation, cellular component: cytoplasm.
CUCUGUUAGAAGACGUGGAGAGAGGGGUGUUGAGCUCUGAAAAGUCAAGUGUUGUUUCAGGUGAAUAAAACCUUGUUAGUUCGAGGAUGAAGAAGAGUCUGUUUUUAACAAUAAAUUGCAUAUCAGGACUUUAAUGUUAGGGUGAAAUUGCAAAUAUUUUCUGGAUACUAAUGAUGUGUUAGUUGGUGCCUGCCGACGAGUCUACGUGUCGCACUAAGAGGGGUGCGCUUAUUUGGACAAGAUCGAUAUGUACGAGUGUGAUGGAGUAUUUUCCCCUUUCCAUUAACUUAUUUUCCACAUUUAGUCAUUAUUUCGAACCAAACUUUUGACUGUCAUGAUUUAGUAAAGCAAGUACCAGUUUGUCGGCAAAGCCAGUUGGUUGGAUCCAAACCGGAAGUGAGGUGUUCCUCUCCAGGAUAAACAGCUGGGAAGAAAAAAGCAAGAGUAUCUGAUCCAGUGAAACCAGUUGGAGCCCGGUUUUUCUUUCUUUCUUCUUUUUUUGUUUAUUUUCUUUUUCUUUUUUCACCCGGACGAGUACAGGUCUUAUUGACUAGCAAGCAGAGACUGUUUGCUCUGGGCCAACUGUGAGUUGGCGUGCAAUGGUUCGAACCAUGGUCGUCACAGCCACCAGCCUGGCUCUCACCACUGCUGUGGUGGCACAUGCCUACUACCUAAAGCAUCAGUUUUACCCUACUGUUGUAUACCUUACAAAGUCUAGUCCUAGCAUGGCGGUUUUAUACAUCCAAGCAUUUGUACUGGUAUUUCUUCUAGGAAAGUUUAUGCGAAAAGUAUUUUUUGGACAGCUGCGUGCUGCUGAGUUAGAGCAUCUUAUUGAGCGUUCUUGGUAUGCUGUGACUGAGACCUGUCUGGCCUUCACUGUCUUCAGGGAUGACUUCUCUCCACGAUUUGUUGCACUGUUUACGCUCCUUCUCUUCCUAAAAUGUUUUCACUGGCUAGCUGAAGAUCGUGUUGAUUUUAUGGAGAGGAGUCCUAAUAUUUCCUGGCUGUUUCAUUUCCGUGUCCUGUCUUUAAUGAUAUUGCUGGGCACACUUGAUUUCCUGUUCGUUAACCAUGCCUGCCACAGCAUCAUCACCCGUGGGGCAUCAGUACAGUUGGUGUUUGGUUUUGAGUAUGCAAUCCUAAUGACCAUGGUUUUGACAACGUUCAUUAAGUACAUCCUACACUCCAUAGAUCUUCAAAAUGAAAACCCUUGGGACAAUAAAGCUGUUUAUAUGCUGUACACUGAACUUUUCACAGGUUUCAUCAAAGUGCUACUCUACAUGGCUUUCAUGACCAUUAUGAUAAAGGUUCACACGUUCCCAUUGUUUGCUAUCCGCCCUAUGUACCUGGCAAUGAGGCAGUUUAAGAAAGCUGUAACUGAUGCUAUCAUGUCAAGACGGGCAAUCCGUAAUAUGAAUACCCUGUACCCUGAUGCCACUCCAGAAGAACUGCAGGCAACUGAUAAUGUUUGCAUUAUUUGCCGUGAAGAGAUGGUGACUGGUGCCAAAAGGCUACCCUGCAAUCACAUUUUUCAUGCUAGUUGUCUACGUUCGUGGUUCCAGCGGCAACAGACUUGUCCCACCUGUCGUAUGGAUGUAUUGCGGGCUUCUCUUCCCAAUCAGACACCUGCUCCUGCUCCUGCACAGCAACCUGCUCCACCUGCAGCACCAAACCCCCAGAUGCCACCACCUCCAAACAUUCCUCCUGGAAUUUUACCUCCUUUUCCUCCAGGGAUGUUCCCUUUUUGGGGUCCCUUCCCUGCUGCUGGACCUGCUGCAGGUGGUGCAAAUGUAAUGCAGACUCCACCAACAACUCCACAACCCACACCCACAGCCACAACCGCCGAGAAUUUAGGAGAAGCUACCAAUCCUAGUAGUCCUCGUGCUACUGGGACUGGGCCUGGACCUGAAGCUGCGCCUGCUGGCAGCAUCCCAGCGUUUCCAUUUUCUUUCCCUCCUCCAUGGAUGGGCAUGCCGCCUCCACCUCCUCCUCCUCCUCCUUUUGGAAUGCCUCCAAUGCCAGUACCGCCUCCAGGCUUCUCUGGCCUCAGUGAUGAUGAACUACGUGCCAUGGAAGGUCAUGAAAGAAGAAACCUGGAGGCCCGACUGCAGUGUCUGCAGAAUAUUCACACACUCCUGGAUGCUGCAAUGCUGCAGAUCAAUCAGUACUUGACUGUACUGGCCACAAUCGGGCCUGCUCCUACUUCUGCUGGUUCAACUGAAGGGGCUUCUACCAGCACAGCCCAACUAAAUGGGUCUGCUGAAAACAACUUGCAGAGUGAGGAAUCCCAGCAAUCUGUGCCAAUGGAAAAUGGCUCUGAGCUCGAGGGAGCAGUUGGUUUUACUACAUCAGCACCAGACUCGACCACAGGAGACCUGGACGACGUGGAAGGAGAGCCAGACACGGCAGAGUUGAGGAGACGAAGGCUUCGUAAACUGGAAACCUCCGUACCAUCGUCGGGACUUUGAAACUCGUGACUGCCUCAGUGGUGCAAUCAAAGGUCUCGCUUCACUCUCUUCUCUAUGACGGAGUGGUUCCCUGGACCAGCAGCGUUGGGGGAUUUGAUAGCUUUCACGUUUAAAGAACUGCAGUUGAAACUUUAAAUGUGGGUUUUUUCUAUUGUUAUCUGAUUCAAGUCAGAUGGUUUGUGGUUCUCUGUUUCUAAACCUGAGCAGCCUUAUAGAACUGUCUGAUUUUUGGGAAGACACCAGCCUGCAUAUGACAAGUGCUAAUAUAAUAAGUCCUUUAAUUGUUUAUGGAUUGAACUUUCAUGAUGGCCAAUUGUUGUAAUAGCAACUUCAUGGUACUCUGAAAAACUCGAGGUUUAAUUUAAGGCGGUCUGUAGUCUUCUGUUUUGCACUUGAGAACCAAAAAAAAAAA